This is a messenger RNA of Seriola dumerili (greater amberjack), 6078 nucleotides long. RefSeq names its product helicase ARIP4-like. The transcript has 21 exons. Gene Ontology annotation, cellular component: nucleus. The coding region runs from base 66 to 4244 and encodes 1392 amino acids. Lineage: Eukaryota; Metazoa; Chordata; Actinopteri; Carangiformes; Carangidae. Gene Ontology annotation, molecular function: ATP binding; ATP hydrolysis activity; ATP-dependent chromatin remodeler activity. The record is from RefSeq and is a predicted model, not a curated record.
GCCAAAGCCCCUCCCCUCCCUCCGCCCUGACAGGAACCAAGAAGAGGAGCUCCAAACCGGCGCACAUGAGACGCAACAUCAGGAAGCUACUGAGGGAUCAUCAGUUGGAGGCAGUGACCAAAGCCGUCCAGCAGGAGGAGCUGGAGAGGAGGCGACGUCUCGACCAGCAGAGAAAACAGGAUUUCCCCGUACCGCUGCUGCCUGAGUACACGACCGGCGAAGCGACGAAGCACGUGUCUUCGUCAUCAGCAUCAACGGCGUCACAGCAAGACGUGAAGUCGGCCAGACAGGAAGUGAUCUGCCUGGACUCCAGCAGCACGGGCAUCAGCGACGACGCUGGCAAGACAAACGUACCCACCUCCAUCACUACAGAGCGCAGACGCAAAACAGAUGUGAUCGACCUGAGCUCGGGCGAGGACGACGCCACCGUCCACAUCAGCAGCGAGUCCACCAACGAGGAAGAAGAGAGCGAGCCGAGCGGCGCACACGCCAACGACGCCCUCAACCGACCGGACGCCCGGGGCCGCGUGCUGGUCAACCUGAACCACCCGGACGAGGAGACGGACGUCUUCCUGUCGCCGCAGCUGGCACGAGCCGUCAAACCUCACCAGAUCGGUGGAAUCCGUUUCCUGUACGACAACCUGGUGGAGUCGACGGAGCGCUUCAGCAGCAGCAGCGGCUUCGGCUGCAUCCUGGCUCACAGCAUGGGCCUGGGCAAAACGCUGCAGGUCAUCGCCUUCAUCGACGUCCUGUUCAGACACACCCAGGCCCACACCGUGCUCGCCAUCGUACCUGUGAACACGUUGCAGAACUGGCUGUCAGAGUUCAACACCUGGGUCCCGCCCCCGGAGGCGUUACCUGCAGACGCCGACCCCGGACUGGUGACGCCUCGCGCCUUCAAGGUUCACAUCCUCAAUGACGAACACAAGAACACAGCCACCCGGGCCAAGGUGGUGGAGGACUGGGCUCAGGACGGAGGCGUGCUGCUGAUGGGCUACGAGAUGUACCGCCUGCUGUCGCUGAAGAAGAGCUUCGUGGCCGGGAGGAAGAAGAAGAGCAAGAAAACGGCCGGACCCGUCGUCAUCGACCUGGACGAAGAGGACCGACAGCAGGAACUGCUCAAAGGUAUCGAGAGGGCCCUGGCCCGACCCGGUCCAGAUGUGGUGAUCUGUGACGAAGGCCAUCGCAUCAAGAACUGUCACGCCAGCACGUCGCAGGCUCUGAAGAACAUCCGGACUCGCCGCCGCGUGGUCCUGACCGGAUACCCGCUGCAGAACAACCUGAUCGAGUACUGGUGCAUGGUGGACUUCGUCCGGCCCGACUUCCUGGGUACGCGGCAGGAGUUCAGUAACAUGUUCGAGCGUCCCAUUCUGAACGGGCAGUGUGUGGACAGCACGCCGCAGGACGUCCAGCUGAUGAGGUACCGGAGCCACGUCCUGCACAGUCUGCUGGAGGGCUUCGUUCAGAGACGAGGCCACGACGUCCUCAAGGACCAGCUGCCGUCGAAGGAGGAGCAUGUGAUCCUGGUCCGCCUGUCGCCGCUGCAGAGGGCGCUCUACACCGAGUUCAUGAACCGCUUCAGAGAGGCGGGAAACACCGGCUGGCUCAGCCUCAACCCGCUGAAGGCGUUCUGUGUCUGCUGCAAGAUCUGGAACCACCCGGACAUUCUGUACGAGGCCUUGCAGAAGGAAAACCUGGCGAGCGACCAGGACCUGGACCUGGAUGACAUGACCUCCACGGGACCCGCCCGAUGUCCGACCGCACCCAAUCAGAAGUCCAAGCCCCUGGAGAACCCCACCCCCAUUGGUGGACUGAGUCUCAACCAGCUGCAGGAGAAAGCCAAUCAGGUCAUCACGUACGAAUGGGCGAAGGACAUCAUGUGCGACUACAAACCCGGCAUCCUGGAGAACUCUGCGAAGAUGGUGAUGCUGUUCCACCUGAUAGAGGAGAGCGUGAGGAAGGGAGACAAGCUGCUCGUCUUCAGUCAGAGUUUGUCCACGCUGACGGUGAUCGAGGAGUUCUUGGCCAAGAGGGCGGUGCCCCCCUCCCCCAACACGUCCAACAGAGACAGACCCAAUCAGAACUGGGUCCGCAACCUCAACUACUACAGACUGGACGGAAGCACCACGGCCUCAGAGAGAGAGAGACUGAUCAACCAGUUCAACGAUCCAUCCAACACCUCCGCCUGGGUCUUCCUGCUGUCGACCAGGGCCGGUUGUCUGGGCGUGAACCUGAUCGGGGCGAACCGCGUGGUGGUGUUCGACGCCUCCUGGAACCCGUGUCACGACGCCCAGGCCGUGUGCCGCGUCUACCGCUACGGUCAGAGGAAGCCGUGUCACAUCUACCGACUGGUGUGUGACUUCACGCUGGAGAAGAAGAUCUACGACCGCCAGAUUUCCAAACAGGGGAUGUCAGACCGGGUGGUGGACGACCUGAACCCUGUGCUGACCUUCACCCGGAGGGAGGUGGAGUCUCUUCUUCACUUCGUGGAGGAGGAGCCGGACCCCUCCCAGGUCCAGCUGCAGCCCCAGGACGGCACGGAGAGCGUCCUCAGGAAGGCGCUGCACCUCUACCCUCACCUGAUCACCAAGCAACCGUUCCCCCACGAGUCGCUGCUGAUGGACCGCAGGGAGCUGAAGCUGAGCAGCGCCGAGAAGUCGGCUGCUAAGAAAGGUUACGAGGAGGAGAAGAGGGCGUCGGUGCCGUACACCCGCCCCUCCUACGCCCACUACUACCCUGCCAGUGACCAGAGCCUCACCAACAUCCCCGCCUUCAGCCAGAGGAACUGGCGUCCCCCCCCCCGUGCUGAGGAGAAGCCGGUGGCCAGCGUCCGGACGGUCCAGUCAACCCCGGUUCCCAUGAUGCCCCGCCAGGCGUCUGCAGGCUCCGCCCCCGGCAACAAUUCAUCCGGAUCCAGCCUCGGAGGAUUCCCGGUCAACUGUCUGCAAAAGGCCGGAGUGUUUGUGCAGAAGAUCGUCACGACGACUGACAUCGUGAUUCCAGGCACCAACAGUUCAACAGAUGUGCAGGCGAGGAUCACAGCUGGAGAGAGCAUCCACGUCAUCAGGGGCACCAAAGGGACUUACAUCAGAACAUCUGACGGUCGGAUCUUUGCCAUCAGAGCAGCUAAUAAGGCCAAGACGGCAGAGGAGAGCUCGACGGCGCCGCCCAAAGACUCGCAGGCUCCACCUCUGGAGGCUUUAACCAAUGGCAGUGACACUUGUCCGUCACCUGACAAGAAGCAGAGCGUGCCCCGCCCUCUUUCACCCGACAGCCCAGAGAUCAUCAACGAGCUGCAGCGCUACACAGCAGCAACAGGAGCCGGUGCCGCCACAACUCAACCUGCGGCGGCGGCGAGCACCGAGAACAACCUGCCUUCCACCAAACUCCUUCAGACCAACGGCGGCGGCAGCAGGAGCGGUUGGAGCCACCAUGACGCCUCUGUGACGGUCCAGCCCAGCUCUGACCCCACGGCCCCCCAGGACCUGAGAACCGGCUCUAAGCGCAGAGCCCCCAGCCCGGCGGUGGAGGAGCGUCCCAUCAAGCAGCCGUCUGCGGGAAAACACUCCUCGACUCCUCUGGCCCCCCCAGGCUUCCCCUUCCCCGGGGGCUACGGCCUCCCCCCGCUGGGCCUCAACCCCACCAUGCUGAGCGGGUCACUUGGGCACCCACUGUUUGCGGGGGCGGGUUCGCCUUAUUUCCAGCCCCCCCACGCUCAGCUGGGGGACCCCGGGUACAUGUAUGCAGACCUGUUUGGCCUGGGCGGAGCCGGCGCUGUCCCCGCCUCCUCUUCCGCCACCUCAUCAACGACGACCACCGCUACUGCCGUCUCAUCUUCUUCUCCAUCCUCCUCUUCCUCAUCAGUCAAAGCCGCCAGUCUGGUUCCAGGCGCCCUGCCGCCCUUCAUGCUGAGCCCCAGCAUGGCGGGCAUGGCCGGGAUGCUCCCCCCAGGCUUCCCCCUCUCCUACAGUCAGUCUCUGGCGAGCCUCUACACGGGGUCCAUGCUGCCGGGGGGGCUGCCAGGACCGGCUGCCACUCCCGGUCCGGCCGGAGCCAGCUUCCUGUCCCAGUAUCCUCCCACCGCCGCCUCCAGCUCCUCCUCGUCCUCCCCUUCCUCCUUCUCCCCGUCGACGCGCUCUGACGGCCACCGCGGCCCGGUUCUGAUGAACGGCGGGAACAUGAGCGGCGCCAGCAGCUCGGACGACGACGACGACGACGAUGUCAUCGAGGUGAGGGGACAGUGACAGGUGAAUCACGAGGCUGCUUGAUUCAAUUUAACGAUCGUCACAGUAGGACGGCGUCCUGUCUGUCAGGAGUCACACGACCCGAGGCGUCGCCAGGGAAACCGACUACAGACAUUAAACGUGAUGACGACUGAGCCCCCGAAGCGUCUCGUCUGUUCUGCCGUGGAGAAACAGUGUGAACACAGAGCGACUCGGUGCGAAGAAGAAACAUGAGGAAGUAAAAAGCAGCAGAGAGACGAGGACGAGAGUCGAGGACUUUGGGCUUCCAAGUUUGUUUGUUUGUUUGUUCGAUACUGGCAUUGAUACUAAUCACUGGACUGAGUCCUGCUGAUCGUGGGCCUGCAGUGACCGCACACGGCCACUAGUUGUACUGUUGACUUUAGAGAUUCUAGUUCUGCAGCUUUGCUAAUUGUCCAGACUCCUUUGCUUUAUUCAGCCAAUUAACUGACGACGUCAGGACGAAAAAAAAAAAAAAAAAAAAGGUUUGAUAGUGAAAUUAGCAGGUAGAAACGUUUGUUAAAUAUCAGUAACUGAAAUGGUUUUGUUUGUCACUUGUCAAAUAUUGCUACUGAAUAUUUCUUCAAAUGGUUAAAGGUUCAAAGUUCAAACAGACGUUUUAGAAAAAGCAUUUUGAUUGAAGUUAAUGAUUCACUGCCAGGACAGGGGUAAUGUAGAAACAAAACAAAAAAAAAAAAAGAAAGGGUCUUCUGGGGAUCUUGAAUUAUUGAAGAAGCAUUUGAGGCUCAUUGAGGACGAGGUGAAAACCUUAAGGCUCUAAUGACAGAAUGUAUGCUCAAUCAAAUGCCUUUAAACCAGGCCUUUCUCAAAAGAAUCCUCUUUAGGCGUCAGACGUGGGAAGAUCUGAUUUUUUCUUUUCUUUUUUUUUGUGUGUGUGUAUUUUCUAUUUAUGUAAUCUCUUUUACUUUUUAAAGAAAAAACGAUUGCCUAAAAACAACCAGGUGAAAAUGAGAAAAAAACAAACUGUGUUCCAGUGAGGUGUCGUCCUCGUAGCGGAGAAACUACCAACAGAAAAUGCCUUUUUGCCUCCAUCUUUCUGAAUGUUAGCUGUGAGAGAGGAGAGGUGAAGACAGACGGACUCUCUGAAUCUCACCCACAGUCUUACUGUAGCCUAGAGACAAACGAUGCAAAACACUCACUCAAGCCUAUAUAUGUGUUCGUACAAACCCCGCAGGAAUUGAGCUCGCGACCCCCCCGAGUUUUGGUUUCGCUUGUGUGGUUGUUUCUGUCCGUGUCUGUGCGUCGUGUCGUUCAGGGUUCAAAAGGAAUCGUUUAAAGAAAAUCAGUAAAUAGAAACUUGUUGCUCGGUUCGUUGUGACACAGACUCCACCGCUGUUGUUCUUUCUCUGUCUCAUAUUUUGUGAACAGAGGUCGUGUUGUGAAACCAAACUGAUUCUCUUUCUUUCUUCUUUUUCUUUUGGAGAGACGGUGUAGCUUUGCCAAAACGAGAAAUCACACGAGCACAUCAACAAGCCUCCGCAGGAGAGGGUCGUGUCUUAAAGAGACCAAAUAACGAAAUUAAAAUCCGCCUCAGCACGAGACGCACAUAUCCACCUCUCUGUCUGAGCUGCAGGUGGCGCUGUUCACCGCACUGCACUGUAAAAGAGACAUACAUCUGUAGACGACAAGCUUCAUCAUGUGACCAAGUUCCCUUCAGAUAAACCACAAACCAUCGUUCUGCUGUUCCGAUCGAUCACAAACCGAUCGAUCGCGAUCGGCUCUGUCCUCCUGUAGAAAAUCUUCUCCUCCAAAAAAAGAAAAAUGGCCGCCGCCCGAGCUUUAAAAAGCAGCAGCUCUGUGGACGAAGCGUUUCCUG